CAUUUACUAGUUCUGUGAAGACCAAUGAGCGUCAUCGAUGAGAUGACAACUCCCUAAAGGUAUGUUGCUCCGGCCGGAUGAGAUGCACCUGCAACAAGACGCACGAGCACAACAUUAAACUCAUCAGCAGAGGUUCAGAGCUCUGUGGGACAAACUGCCGAUUUCUUGCCUUUUAAAAAAAAACGAAAAUUGAACUUUUUUUUUUUUGUCGCAGUACAACAGAACAGCAAUCCUGGGUCCACUCCGUGCUAGCGCAGCAGAGCAGAUGGACCAGGUAUCCAACCGGUCAAUAGUGGGCAGUGAUGAUAUAACAGAUGAGUCAACAUCUGUCAGGUGGAGCUCUGAUGAAGAAGAGAGCUCUGAGCCUCAGGGACAGUGUCUCGCGGCACCUCAAGCUCCUCUACCGACCUACAAACAGAGGUUGGAUGAAUUUAGGAAGUUGUUCAAAGAACUGCCAGAGUCCGAGAGACUCAUAGUGGACUACCCGUGUGCCCUCCAGCGGGACAUCCUCCUUCAGGGACGCCUCUACCUCACAGAGAACUGGCUCUGUUUCUACAGCAAUGUGUUUCGAGGAACGAAGAUUACACUGACUCUUAAAGACCUCAUUACUAUGACCAGAGAGAAAACGGCUCGUCUGAUUCCCAAUGCCAUCCAGGUCUGCACGAGCACUGAGAAGUUCUUCUUCACUUCCUUCUCGGCAAGAGAGAAAAGUUACCAAGGUGUUUUCCGCAUGUGGCAAAACACACUGUUGGACAAGCCUCUGACCAGCUCAGAGUUGUGGCAGAUAAUUAAACAGCAUUAUGGGCAUGACCUGGGCCUGAGCCAUGAAGACAUGGAGCGCUUACAGUUAUCAGCAGAACCAAGCAUGCAGACCAGCCUGACAGCGAGGCCUGGUGGCGAUGAGGGUCUAUGGAGGCUCGAGCGCCCUCCUUCCCUUCGCCUCCCUGGGAUGGAGCAUGGGCCUUUAGAGACCUCCACUCCUCAAGGGGAGGACUUGCCUUCCCCUCUCGGCUCACAGAACUCUCCUAACGCGCAGGAAGACUCUCGCAGCACCCCGUCUCAGCGGCGCAGCCCUGCUCCCUCGCUGGACCGCCUUGCCCCAGAACGGGUUUCCAAGCACUCUUCGCUUUCUCUUGACCUGAACGCCAACAAGAACAAUAUGUCUGAGCAGAGCGGUUCAGAAAGCAUCGAGGAUGUGGAGGAGCGAGUGGGUUUGUCCCAGGUGCAUGGUCGACUUUAUCUAAACAAGGUGUUCCACAUCAGUGCCAGCAAGAUGUUUGAGCUGCUCUUCACAGACUCCAGCUUCAUCCGCAGGUUCAUGAACGUCAGGAAGACAACCAACGCCAGCUUUACUGCUUGGCAAAAAGACGAUGUGGGAAACAUGAAGAGGAGUCUGAACUACACGAUUUCCAUCAGCAACCCUCUGGUUGGCAAGUUCUCCACUGCUACAGAGAACCAGAUACUGUACAAAGAAUCCAGAGAAGGUCAGUAUUACCUCAUGGACUCCGAGGUGUACACUCACGACGUUCCCUAUCACGAUUACUUCUACACUCAAAACCGGUACUACAUUAUAGGUAACUCAAAGCGGAAGUGUCGACUAAGGGUCUAUACCGAUGUGAAAUACAAGAAGCAACCAUGGGGCCUGGUCAAGUCCUUCAUCACCAAAAACUCCUGGAGCGGCAUAGAAGAUUAUUUCAGACAGCUGGAGGCAGAACUGCUGGAGGAGGAAGCGGAGAUGAAUCAAGCAGGUGGAGACUCUGGGAAGAUGGGUGGGCUUCGGAGGAGGAGGCGGACUUAUAGCCGGACUCUGCCAGAGCACAUAAAGCCCAACAAGCAGUACGGGCAAGACCCCGAACAGCACAGAGAUGGCAACAUGGGCCCCAUAGAAAUGAACGGCACGCACAGAUGGAACACCACGACAAUAGUGGCUGGAAUGAGUGUGAUUUUGCUGAUUCUGAUGGUGAUGAAUCUGGGUCUGUUUUUCAAGUUGUGGGCCAUGGAGGAUGUAGUCCACCGCAUGUACCUGAGCACAAAGCAUCGGCUGAAGGAGCAGAGUGAGGCUAGCAGCUUGGCCUCUGAAUAUGGGCCCAAACAGAGACCAUGGUUUAAAGAGGAUGCACAGCUGUUAAAAACUGUACUGCAGGACUCCAUCAACCUUUUAGAUCAGCUCCACAGCUCUCUGGUGGUGCUGCAGCAGAACUUUGCUUUGGCCAAUCGUACAGCAGAACCAUAGUGAUGCUUGACACAUGGCGACUACAGAGGGCCUGUUCCGGGCCUGUGGAGGAACAAAAAAACUGCAGUAGUGAACUGCCUCUGAGGAAAUCCCUGGGAUGCAGUGACGUUGCCAUGAAGAUGUCCCCAGACCCCUGACAUGCCAUGUGUUGCCAGGGGUUACACGUCCCAAAGCCUGUGCCGGGGCAUCAGGUGCUAGGUUUUUUUUUUUAAAGCUGUGUACUGACUGCUGUGAGGACAAAGUUGCAUCAGAGUCAGACGCGCAUCGAGCAGCGGGUUUAGAUUUCUGUAGGGUGCUAUUGUCAGCUCACUUGGUUGGCUUCUUUUUCACUCUUUCCUUUAAUUGGAUUUCAGAGCCUCAUGCCACACCAAGUGAACUAUUGGAAAUACUUUUAUUUUUGUUUUAUUCCAGGGACGUGAAUCAAUAUGAUUUAAAACUAUAUUCUCUAUUUACAUUUUUGCAGAUAUUUUAAUUUUUGCACAAGUGCCUUUUACAUUGACUGUGAUAUAUUUUGGGAUUUUUAUUUUUUUUCAAUAAAGAUUGUAGAAUCAGUGACUCAAAUUUAAAGGUCUGUCCUCCUCUUUUGGAGUCAUGAUAAUCCGUCUUUUUUUUCUACAUGUAAACUGCAGGAGUGACUGCAACAUUAAAUUUACAAAUCGCAAAUAGAAAAAUAACCUGCAUUUUAUAAUAUUGUAUAUGAGCCAAAUCUGGUGUACAGAAGAUACUGCUGAUGUGCCUUGUUUUUUUUUUUUUCAAACCACAUUCAAUACAUAUUUGAUUAAUUUUCCUCAUUCACCUGUACAUGUUUAAUCACAGUUUUAUGUACUUUCUUUUUUUUUUUUUUUUCUACACUGAACCAAGUUUAAAAAUAAUGAUUUGGUGUAUUUUUAAAUAUGUGUGGGGUCAAUGAGACUAUCAGGUUAUCUUGGCACCAUGCUCUCGCACUGUCAACACUAGAUGCAAGUUUGUUCUAUGAUUUCCAAGUUGACAUGAACACUCUUUUUCUUUUUAAUCAAAUUGUUAGUGAUAACACCACUAAUACCGUGAACCUUGUUUGAUGUUUAAAGUGUUUCCAUUAUCCUCGUCUGUGUGCAUAAUUUUGUUCAGCUGUUCUAACUUUAAACCACUUCUGCAAGUGACCACUUGUUUAAACUUGGUUGCUAUUUUGUACAUUUUAAGCCGUACUGCAAUUCACUGUUAAAAUAAACAAGGUUUCUUUCCCGAA
Messenger RNA from Sander lucioperca (pikeperch), 3458 nucleotides. RefSeq names its product GRAM domain containing 1c (gene gramd1c). The coding region runs from base 266 to 2233 and encodes 655 amino acids. NCBI's taxonomy places the organism in Eukaryota, Metazoa, Chordata, Actinopteri, Perciformes, Percidae. Gene Ontology annotation, molecular function: sterol transfer activity; sterol binding. Gene Ontology annotation, biological process: intracellular sterol transport. Gene Ontology annotation, cellular component: endoplasmic reticulum-plasma membrane contact site; plasma membrane; endoplasmic reticulum membrane. The transcript has 18 exons. The record is from RefSeq and is a predicted model, not a curated record.